Molecule: messenger RNA, 2232 nt
Organism: Alnus glutinosa
Lineage: Eukaryota; Viridiplantae; Streptophyta; Magnoliopsida; Fagales; Betulaceae
Exons: 6
Coding region: 394-1587 (397 amino acids)
Source: RefSeq, a predicted model, not a curated record
UGUUGCCCUUCCCCAUCCAUAUAUUCUUCUGAGCACAGUUUGCGCGAUCUCUCUUCCAUCGCUUGGUUUCUCAUUCUGAUUCCCAAAUUCAGUCUCUGUAAUCGAUUUACCAGUUUGCCCCUAUUCGACACCUAGCCUCACCACCAGCAGAUCCAUUAGGGUUUUAUUCCCACCACUUUUUGAAGUCUCUUUCUCCUGAUCCGAUUCGGCCAAUUCCUUAAACGCACUCAUUCACCAGCCUCUCAUUUUCGCAAACCCCAGACCCUCCUAAGAUCCCUUGCUUCGAUCCCACGAUCGCUCGACUUCAGGCCGUAAUCCGUACAGUAAUUUGAAUUGCGUUGACUUGAUUUUUGGUUUAUAGGCCGGGAACAGAGGUUGAUUGGCUGCUUGGACAUGUUGGGGACCGGGUUAAACUUCGGGCGGGCACGGGGAGAGGACCGGUUUUACGACUCGGCGAAGGCGCGUAGGGCCCACCAGAACCGGCAGAGCGAGCAGCUCCGGAGAGCCCAGAGCGACGUCACGGCAGCCCAGUCGCCGGCACCUUCGUCGGCGAACAGGGAGCCGGAGAACCGGGCCGGGACCGGCGAGGCUCCCAAGCCGAUCUCCGUGGCUCCGCCGCUGAGCAACCUCGAGCGGUUCUUGCAGGCGAUCUCGCCCUCCGUGCAGGCUCAGUAUCUCUCUAAGACGACAAUGAAGGGAUUUAGGACUUGUGAUGGAGAGUCUCAGCCGUACUUUGUGCUUGGUGAUCUAUGGGAGUCUUUCAAGGAGUGGAGCGCUUACGGUGCCGGAGUGCCUCUAAUAUUGAAUGACAGCGACUCUGUUGUUCAGUACUAUGUCCCGUAUUUGUCCGGUAUACAGAUAUAUGGCAAGUCCAAGAAGUCGUCGACAAGGUUGAGGCGACCAGGUGAGGAUAGUGACAGUGAGUUCCGAGAUUCAAGUAGUGAUGGUAGUAGUGAUUGCGAACUCGAAAGAGGAUUGAAGUAUGUCCAUGAGCAACGGGGUCAUCACAAUCCAUCAACUGAGAUUCCUCAUAGGAUGGAUAGUUUGUCUUUGAGGGAGUACCUUGCUGUAAUUAAUGAAGACUUUUCUAGUGAUGAGGGUGAAUCUGUGAAUUCUCAAGGUUGCCUGCGUUUCGAGUAUCUUGAGCGGGACCUGCCUUAUAGCCGCGAACCCUUAGCUGACAAGAUAGCAGAUCUUGCUUGCAGUUUUCCUGAGCUAAAAACACUCAGAAGUUGUGAUUUACUACCUUCUAGCUGGAUUUCUGUGGCAUGGUAUCCCAUCUACAGAAUACCCACAGGGCCUACAUUAAAAGAUCUGGAUGCUUGCUUUUUGACGUAUCAUUCUCUUUAUACACCUGUGGAAGGUGCUCGGACUCCACUGGUGACAAAUCCCGGCGAGAUGGAUGGUGUCCCUAAGAUGUCCUUGCGGGUUUUUGGUUUGGCUUCAUACAAAUUCAAAGGGCCCUUGUGGACACCUAAUGGGGGAUUUGAGCGCCAAUUGGCAAACUCCCUUUUGCAGGAAGCCGACAGCUGGUUAAGACUGCUUCAGGUCAAUCAUCCUGAUUUCGUGUUUUUCUCCCGUCGGUGAUACUAAGUUAUAACUGUUAUCCUCCCCUCGUUCUAGAAAGGAGUAAUAUAUUCUGCCAAACAUGCACGGCCCACCUGUGGGAAACCACUUUUUGUGAAGUUCAAGAUGGCAAGUUCAGUUAUCCUCUGGUUUGGUUGCCUGUAUUUACUAUAAAAAGGAACAAAAAAAAAAAAACGAUAUAUAGAAAAAAUCAUGACAACAGUGUGGUCGUGAAAUGGAAGAAGCACCUGUAAUAAGUCUUAAGCUAAUGGGAAAAAUACAGAGUUAGAGAAGUUGCAGAAGGGCUAGUUUAGAUCAAGGUAAGCAGUGAUUUUGUUUGCAAUUUGCUGUGUGUAAGCAAGUUCCAUCUUGCUUAUGUUAUUCCAGCCAAGUCUAAAUUAUGAGAUUCCAGGCUCUUUUUUUUUGUCCUGAUGAUUAGUACUAGGAUGUAAUUUUAUUUAUAAGGGGAUUUUGAAAUGUUUUGUAAGUGUCACGGUGAAGAUGCCCCAACGUGUAUUUUGGAUGCUAACCGUUUUGUUCUUCAAAUGCAUCAACUGAAGAUCUGUGUUGUAAGUGCUUUGAUAUCGACGAACUGAUGUUUGCCGAAUUGCUAUUUCUGAUUGUUGAAUUUGGGAAACAUGAGUUGCUAUUUCUGAAGUUUUUGAA